GAGAGUUUUCCCACGCUCCCUUAGCCGCCUGUCGUGGGGUGGCGCGCGGUGCAUGUCGGUCCCGAGGCGGACUGUCCUCUCGCUGUGGGGCGCUCGGAGUCUCGCCUGACGCCAUGUUCCUUUGGGCUGCUGCCGCCCGGGGCCUCUAGCUGCCGCGGCCCCCGCAGCCUGUAGAGCCGCAGUCGCCGGCCGGGAGCAGAGCGCGGCCGCGCCCCGCCCCGCCCCGCCCCGCCAUGUCCGUCAAGGAGGGGAGCAAGGGGCCGCCGCCGGCUCACGGCACCAGCGACCGGGCCGUUAAGGCCAUCCCUUUUCCACCAACACAUCGCUUGACAUCUGAAGAAGUGUUUGAUAUAGAUGGAAAACCUAGGGUUGACAUUUUGAAGAACCACUUAGUAAAAGAAGGUCGGGUAGAUGAAGAAAUUGCACUUAGAAUCAUCAAUGAGGGUGCUGCAAUUCUACGAAGAGAGAAAACUAUGAUAGAAGUUGAAGCUCCAAUUACAGUGUGUGGUGAUAUUCAUGGCCAGUUCUUCGAUCUAAUGAAGCUGUUUGAAGUUGGAGGAUCACCAGCUAAUACAAGAUACCUCUUCCUUGGUGACUAUGUAGACAGAGGUUAUUUUAGUAUAGAGAAUGACUUGCCUGAUUCAUUGCUGUACAGAGUGGCUACUAAUGGAUCAGCACAGUUCAUAUGUGUGUUGUACUUAUGGGUCUUGAAGAUUCUGUAUCCAAAUACAUUAUUUCUUUUGAGAGGCAACCAUGAAUGUAGACACCUCACAGAAUAUUUUACCUUUAAGCAAGAAUGUAAAAUAAAGUAUUCAGAAAGAGUCUAUGAUGCUUGUAUGGAAGCUUUUGAUUGCCUCCCUCUUGCUGCACUUUUAAACCAACAGUUUCUUUGUGUUCAUGGUGGACUUUCACCAGAAAUAAACACACUAGAUGACAUUAAGAGACUAGAUAGAUUCAAAGAGCCUCCUGCAUUUGGACCAAUGUGUGACUUAUUGUGGUCAGAUCCCUCAGAAGAUUUUGGAAAUGAAAAAUCACAGGAACACUUCAGUCAUAAUACAGUCAGAGGAUGCUCUUAUUUUUAUAGCUAUCCAGCAGUUUGUGAAUUUUUGCAAAAUAAUAAUUUGUUGUCGAUAAUUAGAGCUCAUGAAGCACAAGAUGCGGGCUAUAGAAUGUACAGAAAAAGCCAAACUACAGGAUUCCCAUCAUUAAUAACAAUUUUUUCGGCACCUAAUUACUUGGAUGUCUACAAUAAUAAAGCUGCUGUGUUAAAAUAUGAAAAUAAUGUGAUGAAUAUUCGACAGUUCAAUUGUUCUCCGCAUCCUUAUUGGUUACCAAAUUUUAUGGAUGUCUUUACGUGGUCAUUGCCAUUUGUUGGAGAAAAAGUAACAGAAAUGUUGGUGAAUGUUCUGAGCAUUUGCUCUGAUGAUGAAUUAAUGACAGAGGGAGAAGAUCAAUUUGACGUAGGUACAGCUGCAGCACGAAAAGAAAUAAUCAGAAACAAAAUACGUGCAAUUGGCAAGAUGGCAAGAGUCUUCUCUGUUCUGAGGGAGGAGAGUGAAAGUGUGCUGACACUCAAGGGUUUGACUCCCACUGGAAUGUUACCUAGUGGAGUGUUGGCCGGAGGACGACAGACUCUGCAAAGUGCCACGGUAGAGGCAAUUGAGGCUGAAAAAGCAAUACGAGGAUUUUCUCCGCAACAUAAAAUCUGCAGUUUUGAAGAAGCAAAAGGUUUGGAUAGAAUCAAUGAGAGAAUGCCACCAAGAAAAGAUGCUCUUCAGCAAGAUGGUAUUAAUUCUGUAAACACAACAAAUGCCAAUGGAAACAAUGGAACUGGCAACAACAACGUACAGUGACCACACCAACUUCUGGUUUACUCAUAUGUCUUGCCUGAGAAUUCCUAGAGUACUGCUUUUUGACAUGACAACAGAUGAAAUAGCUAGGGGAUCAGUCAAACUGGAUUCUUAAUAUGAUGUGGAAAACAUAACUUGAUCCCACUGAAGACAAACCAUCAUGCUUUUGAGGCAACAGCCCCUCUCUAUAAGUGAUGACGGAACAUCUGUGAGCAUGCUUCAUAUAUUUACAGAAAUUCCAACAUUGCUGGCUGAAUACUGAGGAGAGCUAUGGGGAAAUGGUUGGGCUGUUAUCAGUAAAGCACAUCUAGACUAGCAUUUUAUGCUUAUCAUAGUCAACACUUUAAGUUUACAAAAUGGGAUUUUCUUUUCAGCAGAGCUAGUUUUUUUGUUUUGUUUUUUUUUCAAUCAGACUUUCAAAUAAGAGCUACUAUUUAUUAAUGGACAUUGGUUUCAUGAAGUGUCUUUAAAAACAUAGAUUAGAAUAGUCUUAAAAAAAUCUGAGGCUGCAAAAACUGUGUGUUAAAUAAAUGGAAAAAAUGCCAAAAAUCUCAGUUGGUCAUUCUGUAAAAUGCUGACCUCAGGUGUACUCCUUAGAUGUUGCUAAUUCUGUAUUAUAUUCACUGUAUUUUUUAGUUAAAGCUUAUCAGAAGAUUUCUAUGUAGGAAUGUUUAUUACUUGAACACAGAUUUUUAAAUAUUUAAUGUAGAAACUUUUAUGCCCAGCUUUUGAGACUCUCCCCAUACCUUGAAUUUAAAAUAUAUAUAUAUAUAUAUUAAUUUUAGAAGUCUGAAAAACAAUGCAAUUGUUAAUUUUAAGGUACUUUUAAUUUAACUUUGUACAUUAUGUUAAAGUACAUUUUGAUUCAUAUCAAGUCUGUAAAGCUUGGCGUAUUUUGUGUAUGCAUGUUUUCAUUUUGCAAAUAUUUAAUAUAUAGACCUCUGAUGUACAGGAACAACAUCUAUAGGUUAUAUAGAUGUUAUGGGUAGUUUUACUUUAUUGUGAGUAUUAAAGUUGCUUAAAUAGCUAAUAAUCACUGGGCAGGCUGAAUAGCUGCAAGCUUUUUAUUAUUUUUCUUAAUUCUGUAAAGGAAACUGAAAAUGUUAUUGAAAUAUUUAUUCAGCACAUAAACAAUUGUUCUGUUCAGUUGUUAAGGCAUUAGUGAAAGUGUAAAAUCGAGACUGCAUGUUUUUUUAGCUACAGGACUGCUUGGUUAAACUAAAAAUUGAAACCAUAUGCUGAUUUGUUCACAAAUAAUGAACUGUACUGUUUGCCUCUGUACUUUGUUAUAUAUUUUGACAUUUGCUACCUACCUUUCUUAUCCCCUGGAACACAACUUGAAACUUAAGUCACUAGAGUUCAUCUCCCUUUUUGUUUGCCAUAAAGUACAAUCUGUAGAAACCCCUGUCUAAGUUGAAAAUUUUAUGCAUGUUCUGAACUAUUCAAGUAUUUUAUAAACAGUAGCACACAAUAAAUUUUGUGC
This is a messenger RNA of Mauremys reevesii (Reeves's turtle), 3333 nucleotides long. It is a transcript of the gene PPP3CB, whose product is annotated as protein phosphatase 3 catalytic subunit beta. The record is from RefSeq and is a predicted model, not a curated record. The transcript has 15 exons. NCBI's taxonomy places the organism in Eukaryota, Metazoa, Chordata, Testudines, Geoemydidae. Gene Ontology annotation, molecular function: calmodulin-dependent protein phosphatase activity; calmodulin binding. Gene Ontology annotation, cellular component: calcineurin complex; cytoplasm. The coding region runs from base 234 to 1853 and encodes 539 amino acids. Gene Ontology annotation, biological process: calcineurin-mediated signaling.